Messenger RNA from Exophiala xenobiotica, 1858 nucleotides. RefSeq lists its product as uncharacterized. Gene Ontology annotation, biological process: mitochondrial L-ornithine transmembrane transport. The transcript has a single exon. Gene Ontology annotation, molecular function: L-ornithine transmembrane transporter activity. The coding region runs from base 150 to 1196 and encodes 348 amino acids. NCBI's taxonomy places the organism in Eukaryota, Fungi, Ascomycota, Eurotiomycetes, Chaetothyriales, Herpotrichiellaceae. The record is from RefSeq and is a predicted model, not a curated record.
AUUCACAAGCCGCCCACCCACCGCCUGGGAUCUGAUUCCCUCUCAUCAGAGGUCCUUCUCGGCGACUUCACAACAUGUCAACACGGUAGCACAAGAUAUCGCUCACUCCCACCUCAGUCGCCUCGCCUCCCCGAGUUUAACAGGUCUGAAUGGCGGCUUUCAAAGACGAGCUGCCAUCCGUGACUGGCCUCGAGACGGCCAAAGCCACUCCACCUCAGCCCGAAUUCACAGCACCACCAAGUCAAAGCAUAGAAGCCCUAAAAGAUGUUGUCUUCGGUUCAACUGCGGGAAUACUGGGAAAAUUUGUGGAAUACCCUUUCGAUACAGUCAAAGUCAGACUACAGUCACAGUCAGAUCAUUCAGGAGUUACACGACUGCAAGGGCCACUCGAUGCAUUCUCUGCGGCGUUCAAAAGCCCUGAAGGCCCUCUUGUAUCACUCUAUCGAGGAAUCAGUGCCCCUUUGCUGGGUGCUGCCAUUGAGACAUCCUCGCUGUUCUUCAGCUACCGAAUUGCCCAGGACCUGGUGGUAGCAACCUCUCCCACUCUUCGGUCACAACGAGACCAGAACAAUGGCAAAGUCGAACUUCCCUUCGCGGCCCUUCUAGGCUGCGGAGCUGCCUCUGGAGCAUUCACCUCUCUACUCCUCACACCCAUCGAGUUGAUCAAAUGUAAAAUGCAGGUUCCAAUCCCUCCAUCGCACUUGGCGACAGACCUGGGUUAUGCUCCCACCCGUCCUCUUGGGCCACUUGAAUUGAUCCGCACAGUCUUCCGCAGUCAGGGCAUCCUGGGCCUUUGGCAUGGUCAGCUAGGGACUUUGAUUCGCGAGACUGGCGGUUCGGCAGCCUGGUUUGGUUCUUACGAAGGCGUCAAAAUGCUCUUCCAAAAGUACGACUCCUCCAUUACUCAGAUCGCAGACGUCAAGGUCUGGCAGCAGAUGCUCGCCGGCGCUGCUGCAGGCAUGUCUUACAACUUCGUCUUCUACCCUGCCGACACGAUCAAGUCACGGAUGCAGACUAGUGCUACUGAAGGCGUAGGUCUCAAGAAAAUGACUUUUGCAUCCACCGGACGGGCUUUGUGGCGAGAACAAGGCCUCAAAGGCUUUUAUCGUGGCUGUGGAAUCACUGUUUUCCGAUCCGCGCCGAGCUCGGCCAUCAUCUUCAGCAUUUACGAGGCAUUGAGACGUUAUUUUGGUUAAAAUGGCUUCGGAGUCCGCGUGGCACCGGUUCUUGUCCUAGCGGAAUACACCGAGCAUUUCUCAUAGGGAACAUUGCAAAAGGGCCUGGAAGUGCAUUUGGACAUGCACUCGCACUCAUUGGAACACCCUGUGGGUUGUUUUGGCUCUAAUGAUUGAAUUGAGAGCGGAUCUGAGGGGCCAGGUUGUGGUCAAAUCGAGCAAGGAUCCUUGCUUACCGACGUCUUUUUCGAUCAUUCGGCCUUAGGGUUCUCUUCGCCUUAUAUCCCAGCAUCUCUUGUGACCGAAUUACAAUCUCUGGCGCUUGAAGGACUGGUUCGGUUCACUUCUCCUCAAGCACAUUGCUUGUUAGUCUUUGGUCCGAGGAGGAACGAAAGUUGCACAUUCUAGCAUCACAUGCAUCAGCCAGGGGCUUCAUAUGUUCACUACCUAUGGCCAUGUCGCCGGACCUUGCACCGGCAUUACGAAAGAAACGAUUUGAUGCCUUGGUCAGUCACCACACUUUUAGCGAGAGCAUUGCAGGAUCGGCGUUCGGAGCAUGAUGGAAAUCGACGCAUCACACAUUCAAGGACAAAUACCAGGAAACACAGCAUAGAUAAAGGCCCCCAAAAUUCUGGAGCACAUAGACGAGAUACCAAAAAGUGAUAAUGCUUUCCUUACCAUUA